UAUAUUAUUAUAUAUAUAUAUAUAUAUUAAAAUAAAAAAAUGUCUCACUAAAAUCAAUUCUUAAAUUUAAGAAAUUUCAAUCUUUAUGAUUUCAACCAAGAACACAACAGUCUCGACAACUUCACUUUAUGCGAAUACAUAUGGAUUGACGGAACUGGUAAAGGCCUCCGUUCCAAAACUAGAGUCUACACAUCUAAAAUAACUAAACUUGAAGAACUAGACUGGUGGACAUAUGACGGUUCAUCCUGCGGACAAGCCUCUACUGGAGAUUCUGAAAUAUGGAUAAAACCCGUAUACAUGUGUCCUGAUCCUUUCAGAAAAGGAGUACGUGCCUACUUAGUAAUGACCGAAACUUACUUAGCCGAUAAAGUAACACCCGCUAGGGGUAAUUUUAGAUACAUUGUAUCUAAAAUAAUGGAUGAAGCUAAAGAAGAAGAUCCCUGGUUUGGCAUUGAAUAAGAAUAUUUCCUUUUCAGCAGAACCGGAACUACACAUGCUUGGCCUUUAGGAUGGCCUGAGGGUGGAUUCCCUUUCCCUUAGGGAAGAUAUUAUUGCUCAGUUGGAGAUUUUAAUUGCUUUGGAAGAGCCUUAACUGAAGCUCAUUUGAGAUGUUGUCUUGCUGCAGGAUUAAAAAUUGCAGGACUUAAUGCUGAAGUUGCUCCUGGAUAAUGGGAAUUUUAAGUCGGUAUUACUAAAGGUAUUGAAUGUGGGGAUAUGAUGUGGAUGGCUAGAUAUAUUCUUUUAAGACUAGGUGAAGAAAUGGGAGCUCAUGUUGAUUUCUAACCUAAACCUAUUAAGGGUGCUUGGAAUGGAUCAGGUGCACAUACUAAUUAUUCAACUAAAUCUACUCGUUCUGAUGGCGGAUUAAAUUUCAUUAUUAAUAAUCAUUUACCUAAAUUAAAAGAAAAACAUCUUGAACAUAUCACUCUUUAUGGAGAAGGUAAUAAAGCAAGAUUAACUGGAUCAUAUGAAACUAGUUCUAUCCAUAAAUUCAAUUAUGGAGAGGGAAGUAGAGCUGUCUCAGUUAGAAUUCCUGUUUAUACAACUGCAUAAGGAAAAGGUUAUUAUGAAGAUAGAAGACCUGCUUCUAAUAUUGAUCCUUAUUUGGUAAGUGGAAUUAUUGUAGAUACUACUUGUUUGGAUUCUAAAUAUUGUGAUGAAAUUCUUGCAGCGUUUAAAAAAUUCGCAAGAGAAUAACCUUAAGAUGAUACUCCUGAUCAUUGAGCGGGAUGAAAAAUAUAUAUAUAUAUAUAAAUAAAUUUUAUUAUAUAUAUAUAUAUAUAUAUAAAUAUAUAUAUAUAUAUAUAUAUAUAUAUAUAUAUAUAUAUAU
Messenger RNA from Ichthyophthirius multifiliis, 1330 nucleotides. RefSeq lists its product as hypothetical. The record is from RefSeq and is a predicted model, not a curated record. The transcript is spliced from 2 exons. Gene Ontology annotation, molecular function: glutamine synthetase activity. Gene Ontology annotation, cellular component: cytoplasm. NCBI's taxonomy places the organism in Eukaryota, Ciliophora, Oligohymenophorea, Hymenostomatida.